AUGGAAGCCAGUGAAGAAGGCUUAUUUAAGUUCUCUCAACUUCUUCGAUCCUUCAGUUGUGAACUGGUUCCUAUUGACCUUUUCGUGCGAGCAUGUGAGCCAAAGGCGACUUGGUCAUCAACUGGAGAGAUCAUCGAGAGACUUCCCCUGCAGGCGGGAGUUCCUGAAUGGCUUGUGGAUUUCUACAAUGCCAAUAGACCUUUUUUCCAAGGCAAAGUUUCGGAAGCACACCAUAGUUACUUCGAAAUCAGCAUCAAAGCCUCCGUUGCCUACUUCCGAGUGACGAAUGAAGGACAGCCUGACCUUGAGCCUGGCCAGGACAUGUCAAUAAUCAAUGAGCGCGUCGUGUCUCUAGAGCGCUUGGCUAUUACCUUUCAGGCGUUUCCGUCAAUCAAUACCGAGAUAAUAGGAGAAGAGAUGAGUGACAGGUUUAUGGAUGUUGUAAAGACUUCGAUACUGCCUUUACUAUCGGGAAUUACAGACGCAGACAUCGAAGACUGGUUCCUGCCUCGAAACCUCAAAGCGAGAGAAGGCUACCUGUUAUCGCUCUUUGAACUUCUGUACCAGGUUGUGGAUAUUCUAGGAGUCGAUUACCCUGCCCUCCCAUUAUCGUUACCGAGGUGGAUAUUGAGCCUCGUUACUGCAGAGACAUUGAACAGCUGCGGAGCGCUUUUCAGUGAAAUUUCCGAAGUCUUCGAUGCAGUUCAAAACAGUAGCCAUAUGCCACUAGAGCUUGGCUUCUUAUCAGCCCAGUCAAACACCGACGAAAGAAGUAAUGCCAUGGUUGGAUACAUAUUAUCGAUGUUUUUAUCAAACGAAGUCGUGACAGCUGGAGACAGAACAUCAGAUAACCGUCUUGCGGAGGCUUUCUCCAACUGGCAGCCUUUGUCACGCAUUAAUCCAUCUUCUAUGGAAUGUUUGGGAGCAACAAGUUUCUGCAGUCUAACAAAGCUGGGCGCGAUCCAAAUUCCACUCACUGCCGCGCUAGAUACAAAGGCAUUACAUGGACUAUUGCUGGCUCGAAGGAAACAAUACAAGGAAGCUACAAAAAUCCUGGAAUCGACAACCAAAGACAUUAUUUCCCAAUACGGACAAACGUCCAUGCAACUUGGAAUAGUUAUAGCUGAGCUGGCGAAUUGCUACAACAUUCUCCGCCAGGAGGAGAAAGCAGAAGUCUGUCUCAAAACAACACUGGAGUCGAGAAAGGGGUCCAGUCUCAUGCUGCGUCGCGAUGGAACCUAUCUAAGCUUAGCACUGGCCGACUCUUUUAUAGGACGAGCGAGAUACAACGAGGCCCUGCCAAUACUACAGAGAAUCAUCGAAGCCUUCGAUAUAUCAGCAACAUCCCGCAUGAUGAGUGCACUACGUCUUGCUAAAUGUCGACGUAGGAUGCGCAGGAAUCCCCAUGAAGCCUUUGAGCAAGACAGUCCACUGUGGGCUGGCUUUGCGUUACUGGCAGAUGUACCCGGGUUUCUCACGACAGAAUACAUUGAAGAGUUAGCUUGCAGUAUCUCAGAAAUGUCUCGAGUACAGGUGGGGCAGUCUGAAAAUGUCUUGCAGCUAAUAGAAGCGGUUAACCGCGUCGUGGGUAAAGUAAGCUCCCUCACAAACAGCCCAUCUUGGGAGUGGUAUACGGAGCUACAGGAAGAAUAUUCUGUCCAGGUCGCAAGCCACACAAAGCCAGGCAAGGGAAAGCAAAAGGAAGAAGGUGCAAAUAUUAAAGAGAUGGAUGACGACGGAAGUCCUUCUGCUCCUUCUCCUUCUCUUGACCUAGAUUUUGACAUUGUCAACAACGCAGAGCCUUGGUCGGAACAAUUAGUCCUGGCACUUGGCAAGAUCCCUAGACCCUCGAUACGUCUCAUGCGCCGAAUCAGGCAACUCGAAAUAGUUCACCCUGACGGCCCGGCCUACUUGAGUCGUUCAUAUCUGGGAAUGAGACACAGAGAGCACAACAUGGAUAUGCUCAAAGAAGUCUUGGACUCAGAUAGAGUUGAUGAAUUUCUCCCCUGUCACUACUUCGACUAUAUAGCUGGGACAUCAAUUGGAGGUAUCAUGCUGGGAAGGUUACGGAUGUCAGCGGAUGAAGCUAUUGAUGGCUUUAUUCACUUCGCCAAUGCCGUUUUUGGCCAUCCCCGAGUGUUCCACGCCGCACCAACGUUUUUCCCCUUACGAACUAAGUAUUCAUCUUCCAAAGCUAGUGAGGCCUUCAAACAGAUCAUGAUAAGCAGCAAGCGUAAUGGGAUGAAAGGAAGGUUCACACCCGAAAUUGAGACUCUUAAAGACAGAUAUUUCACCGAAGAUCAAACUUUCAAAGACGGUGGACGCUAUCCUCGAACUUUUGUUAUUUCUACUUUUGCUGAAGGAGGUCCCGCAAGACCAUACAUGUGGAGCAGUCAUGGCGUUCCUGAUGGCGAACUGGGGACCAACAGCUCAGCCGCUAUUUGGCAAGUUGCAUGUGCCAUAUCUGCCCGUCCACUCCACUUCGACCCGAUAGAGAUCGGGGGUAUCAAGUACAUAGAUGGCGACUUAAAAGUCUCUCAUUUCUUGGCUCUCACUCUAGAUCAAGUCAACGUUUACGCUCAGCACGAAAAGGUUCCCUCGGUUCUUCUCAGUAUUGGGGCAGGUAUUCAGGUAGAGAUUGAGGAAGCCUUUGGACCUGGAGCAGAAGAGUUUAUCCGACUUGGACUUCAAUCAUACAGUAAAGCUUACCAAAAUUUAAAGACCUACGCCAAAAGAACAACUAACACAAAGGCCAAGUAUGCCGAGAGCACCAAGCCAGAGCAGGCAUACAGACUUGAUGCUGGAGAAAAUCUGCUUGAAUUCCCCUUCGACGACUGGCGUCCUGUCAACAAUGGAAACUCAACUAUCCAAGAGAUCACGGAUAUCACAGACACCUAUCUCCGCCAAGGGAAAGUGAGAGACAGCAUUAACAGUAUUGCGAAAGAGGCUGUUCGGAUUCGACGUGCACGGGCAAAGACAAAACAAUGGGUAGCCUUUGCAACGGAUGUAGUCCCCGUUUGCCCCUUGUGCCGUCUUUCAAAAUGA
Fusarium subglutinans is the source of this 3045-nucleotide messenger RNA. Its product is annotated as guanine nucleotide-binding alpha-3 subunit. Gene Ontology annotation, molecular function: protein binding. The coding region runs from base 1 to 3045 and encodes 1014 amino acids. Gene Ontology annotation, biological process: arachidonate metabolic process. NCBI's taxonomy places the organism in Eukaryota, Fungi, Ascomycota, Sordariomycetes, Hypocreales, Nectriaceae. The transcript has 5 exons. Gene Ontology annotation, cellular component: membrane. The record is from RefSeq and is a predicted model, not a curated record.